Colletotrichum karsti is the source of this 747-nucleotide messenger RNA. RefSeq lists its product as uncharacterized. The transcript has 3 exons. The record is from RefSeq and is a predicted model, not a curated record. Lineage: Eukaryota; Fungi; Ascomycota; Sordariomycetes; Glomerellales; Glomerellaceae. The coding region runs from base 1 to 747 and encodes 248 amino acids.
AUGUUCUUUCAAUGGCAUACCGCUGUCAUCGUCAUCGCUCGCCUCCUUCACCUUGGUCACCUUGCCUACUGCCAGACUUCUGGUAAUCCUUCAACCUCAACCUCCUUAGAACGUCCUUCUUCUACAGAUGAAGUUAUGAAUGGUGUCAUGAAGAAUGUAUGGAAUAAAGAGUUCGUCCCCAAGUUCGAAGAGCUCGACCUCGACUGGGAUAUGAUGGAAAGAGUCGCAGCUGAGCGUCAAUAUCUUAUAUCCACCUUGGUCCUUAAGGGGGCAAAGGAUGCUUACAAGCUUGUCUGGAGAGCCGAUGAAGCAUUCGUCCACCAACUCAGUCCUCUCCGAGACACCCAGCUCACAUUCCGAGAACUCAUCGACAUCGCCGACGACGAAUCGCUCACCACUAUAUACGCAUCUUUUCUAGCUGCACCCCUCGAUACCGAGGAAGAGAAGACGGCCGCCCGCGCCGCUCUGUGCAGGGUUUGGAGCAGGCCUUCUAAUUGCUCCCUCAAGGGCAGGCCGAAUUACUUCGAGUUUCAGGACGCAUCGGCGAGGCUCUUCGCAACAGUCGGGAAGGUUUGGGCGCCCGAUCACCCGGAAAAGGCUGAGAAGUUUUUCCGCAGACUGCUGGGGUUUGGGGACGUCGGUGAGGAGUCCCAGAAAUUCGAGGAGCUGAAGGUCAUGGCGGCGGAUGAGCCUUUGCUGAAGAAGGCUCUUGACGACUUCAUUUAUGAGUUCAAUGUACCGUAUUAG